AUGACGGAUCCAGAGCUCUCGUGGAAGAAGUGGAACGUACGAUCACCCAAGGACGAUCCGCAGCAACCCAUCAGGGAGCCAGGAUCCUACAACACGACGCUCCUUCCCUUGAAAUUCGAACCUUUGCCGCUUGGUCAAGUCAAACCGCUGGGAUGGCUCAAGCAGCAGUUGGAUCUGAUGGCUGAUGGCUUGCCGGGCCAUUUGCACGAAUUUUAUCGGCUGGUGAAAGAUGCGCCUUGGCUCGGAGGCGACCAGGAAUAUUCGUGGCUCAACGAAGCGUGGCCGUACUCCUACAACGCCCUGGUGCCGCUGGCGUGGCUGACGGAUGACGCUCGGCUGAAGCACCACAUUCUUCGCGUCACCGACUGGGUCAUUUCCCACCAACAUGCCGACGGCUGGCUGGGGCCCGAGACGGAGCUGUCCCGGCGCAAUUUCUGGGGAAGGUAUCCUUUGUUCCUUGGAUUUAUGCAGCUGGUCGAGGCCGAGCCGGAGUUGGGCGAGACGAUGAUCUUGCCCGCGAUGCACCGCUUCGUGAGGCUCAUGGAUCGGAUGCUCUCGGACAACCACCAGGGCUAUGUCUGGAAGCCGGGCGACCAGUUCGACGAACAAUGGGGUCGGUCGAGGGCGGCGGAUAUGGUCAUGGCCCUGCAGUGGCUGUACGAAAGGUACCCCAUGGACAACGAGAAGGAGAUCCAUCGCUGCAUCGUCCACAUGUACGAGAUGGCCUACGAUUGGGCGUAUUGGUUCAACGAGGACAACUAUCUGAAGAACGACCUGGAUACGUACCCGGUCGCGUUGACCGAUAGCUUGUUUCCCUACGUGCAUGGGGUCAAUGCGGGCCAAGGGCUGAAAUGGGCUGCUGUUAUGAGGAGACUGGUGCAGGACGACGCGUUGCUCAAUACGACCAGGAACGGAGUCAAUUGGACCUUCCAGUACCAUGGGACGCCGUCUGGCGCGGUCAUCGGCGACGAGCGCGAGGCCGGGCUGAGUCCUGUUCGUGGUACGGAGCUCUGCAGUGUCGUUGAGACAAUGUUCUCCCUGAACUAUCUCUACCAGGCCGUGGGAGACCGCGACUUUGCCGACAAGUCCGAGCUGGCGGCCUACAAUGCUCUUCCUGUCAUGUUCAUGCUACAUUGGUGGGCGCACCAGUAUAUUGCCCAGACGAACCAGCCGAUAAGUCAUCGACUCGACGCUUCUCCUUUCUGGAACGUUGGUCCAUGGGGUCAAACUUUUGGCACAGAGCCGAACUUCCCCUGUUGUACUGUCAACAUGCAGGGGUAUUCGAAAUGGGUGCCGGCUUCGUUUGUGAAGGUGGGAGACGAUGGACUCGCGCAUGCUUUGCUCGGCCCAGCACAUGUCAGUACGACGCUGAACAACCGAAACAAGAUCCGGAUCAAGUGUGAUACGAAUUAUCCCUUUGCCAAUUACCUCAACUACGAGAUCAAGGCCAGGUCCGCUUUCAAGUUUUCGUUCCGAGUGCCCGGGUGGGCUGUCUUGAAUGAGAGCAAUCUUUGGGUCGACUCGGGCAAGGCUCACCGUCUCGACCCAGACAGCGCUACGGGCUUGCACACCAUGGUCAUCCCAGCCGGCCGAACACGGAUUGAAGUCAUGUUUGGUGCACAUUUACGCGUUGAGCAGCGGGCGAAUGAUACUGUAUCGAUAUAUCACGGCGCACUGCUCUAUGCACUGCCUAUUGCCGGGGACUAUUCCUACACUCGACCAUCCCGGUACCCGGGAGAUUCAGCUCCUCCACGGGCUAGAGACUGGACUAUCCUACCUCGAGACCCAUGGAAUCUGGCAAUCGAUAUCUCGACAUUGAAGUUCUAUGAGUACCCGAAUCGUUACGCCGAGUCGUUGCCACAUCCGAUAUGGCACGAGGAACGACCGCCUGUGAGUGUAUCUGCCCUGGCAUGUGAGAUCGACUGGGAGUUGAAGGACGGGUACGCGCCCAAUCCGCCACCUCGAGGACAACGCAAUUGUACCGGCAGAGCGUUUCCGGUAGAGUUGAGACCGUAUGGCAGCGCCAAACUGCACAUGGCCGAAUUGCCAACUGUGGAUUUGAGGCCUGGGAGCCACGAUCUCUGGCGGCCUGAGAGGGAGAGGGAGGAGGAGGAGGAGGAGCAGCAGCAGCAGCAGCAGACGCUGGGGCGGGAAGGCUACAAAAUGGAGAUGUAG
Messenger RNA from Exophiala spinifera, 2175 nucleotides. RefSeq lists its product as uncharacterized. The transcript has 3 exons. Bases 1 to 2175 code for a protein of 724 amino acids. Gene Ontology annotation, biological process: carbohydrate metabolic process. NCBI's taxonomy places the organism in Eukaryota, Fungi, Ascomycota, Eurotiomycetes, Chaetothyriales, Herpotrichiellaceae. The record is from RefSeq and is a predicted model, not a curated record.